UUACUUUCGGAAUUGUAUUGUGUUUGGCUCUUGCCAUGUCAAGCGCCUUCAAAAUCAGACAAGGAAACAUUGCUGCUGAUAUUGGUGCUGGUGUUGCAGCUGCCAACCAAGCCAUCACUGACAGUGAAGAAUUCUUCAACGAUGCUGUCCACGGUGCUCAAGCUACCAUGGAGAACUUUGCUGGACAGGCCGUGAAUGGUGCAGGAGCCCUCGCUGGUAUGAUGGCUGGUGGAGCCCCCGCUGGUGGAGCUCCAGCUGAUGGAGCCAGACUUCAGCAGACUGCUGCUGAUGCUGCCAACGUUGCCACUGCUGAUGCUAGUACUCUCGCCACUGAUGCUACCACCGUUGCCACUGAUGCUGCCAACGUAGCUGCCGAUAUCGGAUCUCAGUGGGUCAACACCGCUACCAACUUCCUCGAAGGACUCGCUGGUACCAACGGUGGUGCAAGACUCCAGCAAGGAAACCUCGCUGCUGACAUCAACACUUUGGGUCAAGACUCUCUCGUUGCUCUUCAUGAUACUAAUCAAGCUGUUGAUGAUGCUCUCGACCAGAGUGAAAUGAUUGCUAACAACGUUAUUGAAACCACAGAGCGAUCUUUCGUAGCAAAUGGAAUCACCAUUGCUAACCCAGAUAGACUCCAACAGGACGCACAGACUGUGGCUGAAGAUGCUACAGAUAUUGCUGAUGAUUUAGCUGAAGCCACUAACGAUGGAAUUCAAGCUGCUAACGACAUUGCUCAACAAAGCCUCCAAGCCUGGACUGGAUUAUUCAACAGAGGAGCUGGAGCAGAACCAGCGGCACCAGCCGUCAGAAGACUUCAGAGAUUCCACUAAAAUGAAGGUUCUGAGUUGUGAUUUUUUAAGGAAAGCUUAAAAAUCACUGGAAAUAACAAAUUGAUAAGAA
This is a messenger RNA of Moneuplotes crassus, 903 nucleotides long. The record is from the annotation of a GenBank genome assembly. Lineage: Eukaryota; Ciliophora; Spirotrichea; Euplotida; Euplotidae.